This is a messenger RNA of Boeremia exigua, 2129 nucleotides long. Its product is annotated as major facilitator superfamily domain-containing protein. Gene Ontology annotation, molecular function: transmembrane transporter activity. The transcript has 2 exons. The coding region runs from base 177 to 2006 and encodes 609 amino acids. The record is from RefSeq and is a predicted model, not a curated record. Gene Ontology annotation, biological process: transmembrane transport. Lineage: Eukaryota; Fungi; Ascomycota; Dothideomycetes; Pleosporales; Didymellaceae.
AGCCCAGUCCACAUACACGUGUGAUCGUUUCCGGCCCGUUUAAGACUAUGAAGCUCUAGAUCUAAUAUCAUCAUCAUCCCCAGUUACUGUCAUUGUAUUAACUUUUCUCAACUCUCACAACUCUCGACUAGAUUUGGAAUUACAAGACGCCCGGCUUUGAGUACGCAGAUGGUACUAUGUCAGCCAGUCCGGAGAUCGAUUUACCAAGCAGCUCAGAACUGGGAGUUGAACAACCAAUUCACAGCCCGGGAAUAAAGAACUUUCCUGUGGAUGACUCCCGAAGAAGCUUUGACCCCGCUUCCGGCAGCAGCAAAGACAUGGAAAAGGAGAAGUAUGAAGAGCAAGAGGAGGAGAUGAUUGACAACGACCUUCCUGCCAAUUCCAGCAGUGAAGAAAUUGUUUGGAGGUAUCUCACAUUUGAGACCGACCUUCCACAUCCGACGAGUCUGCUUCCGUCAAUACAUCCGACAACCGGCACGGACCACGGACCACCUCCAGAACCACCAAACCUUGCGAAAUAUACGAACCCAUUCGAUUGGACUGAAAAGAGGAAGAACUUUACAAUAUGGGUCGCAUGCGCCAUUACGGCCCUCACGGCGUAUGCCGCAGGGUCUUAUACUCCCGGUGUUGCUCAAAUGUCAGCCGAAUGGGGAGUUAGCCCUGUUGCAGUUUUAGUGGGCAUCACCACUUUCACAACUGGUUUCGGCGUGGCGCCCAUGGUGCUUGCUCCGUUCUCUGAGAUCAACGGACGCCGUCCAGUGUUCAUCGCGUCAGGCCUUCUGUUCGUUAUUUGUCAGCUAUGUACUGGCUUUACGCAAUCAUAUGCGGGCAUGCUCGUAGUUCGCUUCAUGGUCGGAGUCGGCGGCUCGACGUUCUCGACGAUGGUUGGAGGCAUUGUGUCUGAUAUCUACCAUACGGAGGACCGCAAUACGCCAAUGGCUCUCUUCUCCGGAGCUGCGCUUUUCGGUACAGGCUGGGGCCCGUUGAUGUCAGGAUUCAUUGCGCAGAAUCUGUCGUGGAGAUGGAUCUUCUACCUCCAAACCAUCAUGGCCGCGGUUAUGGUUGCUUUCAUUUGCAUCAUCUUCAAGGAGACACGGGGCUCCGUGCUCCUCUCCAGAAAGGCAAAAGCACUGAACAAGUGGUAUGACGAGCGUGAAGCAGCUGGCUAUUACGGAUUCAACGUGCCGAACUCAGAAAAGCCCGGCUCCACAAUCUCGCAAAGAAUACGCUGGAAAGUUAAGUCCGACGAGGAACGUGCCUCGCUCAAGGUUAUGAUAGCCGUCUCGCUCUACCGACCAUUCCACCUGCUCUUCACCGAACCUGUCGUAUUCUGGUUCUCGCUCUGGGUCGCUUUCUCCUGGGCCGUGUUAUACCUUACUCUCGCCGCGAUCCCGCUCGUGUUCCAGAACAACCAUGGCUUCUCCCUGCAACAAUCCAACGCGGUUUUUGCCGCAAUGUGCGUCGGCGCGUUGAUCUCAAGCGUGCUGGCCAUCUACCAAGAGAAGAUUGCCCGUAAGCACGGCAAGCUGAUCAACACGCCGGAGGGACGCCUGUACUUUGCCUGUGUAGAGAGUGCUUGUAUGCCGAUUGGCAUGUUCAUGUUCGGCUGGACGAGCGGUAGCAACAUCCAUUGGAUCGUGCCUACGAUCGCCGUGUCGAUCGCGACGAUCGGUAUCUUCACCAUCUAUCUCAGCGUGUUCAAUUAUCUUGCGGACACAUACCACCGAUAUGCCAGCUCUGCACUUGCGGCCCAAUCGUUCUGCAGAAACAUCCUUGGUUCGUCAACGUUCCCAUCUCCUCGUAUGACCAUGCUAAUACAGUGCUUUUCAGGCGGUAUUUUCCCUCUCGUAACGACGCAGAUGUACACCAACCUUGGCUUUGGGCCGGCGAGUAGCUUGCUGGGUGGUAUCGGCACGCUGUUGACAGUCGUGCCGUGGAUCCUUGUCUUCUAUGGCCCAAGAAUCAGGGCAAGGAGCAAGUUUGCCAGUGAGAUUAUGAACACAUGAAGAUAACAGGUGGUGGGAUUUUUAGACCUAGACGUAGACAAACAAAAGCAAUAUACCCUUUUCAACGCCAUGGAUACAUACCAUAGAUCCGCUUCGCACAGUGAAGAGACUCGCGUAGUGACU